This is a messenger RNA of Saccostrea cuccullata (small rock oyster), 1499 nucleotides long. RefSeq names its product transmembrane protein 209-like. The transcript is spliced from 10 exons. Lineage: Eukaryota; Metazoa; Mollusca; Bivalvia; Ostreida; Ostreidae. The annotation marks the transcript as partial. The record is from RefSeq and is a predicted model, not a curated record. Gene Ontology annotation, cellular component: membrane.
GAUGGCAAAGAUUGGAACAUUCUUUGACCCGGUGGUUACAAAGACUUGGAGCAAACAGCAGACCUGGAAACAGGCUAGGUCCUCCUUCAUCUGGUGUAUCGUCAACCUCUGUCUGGCCAUAUUCAUGUAUUUAGAACUGACAAUAUUUGGAAUAAGAAGUCAAUUUAACUUGAAGACACCCAUAUUUUGGUACAUAGAAUGUGUGAUUGCUCUGUUACUGCUGCUGAACACAGUUUUCGAUUUCUGUACAUAUCUACGACCCUUUGUUUCCUCAACCUCAGUGGAUCUGACCCUAGAACAAAAACAACUACUAGCUAUCAAAGACACAGAUCUAGGAUUUAAGGUGUCUCCUCAGAAGUCCCCGGGGUCUCCGUCCAGUGAGGGAAGCCUAGUGUUCUCCGUGUCCACCCCCACCGCUCAGUCCAGCUCGUCUAGCGGGAGGCUGACCCCCACAAACCUGGGGUCAGGGUCCCUUAACUACAGCAGCCAAUCCAUCACCUACUCACCAUACUCCUCCCAGGGCAGUUUUGACAGGGGAUCACACAGUGGAACAAUAGGAACACCUUUCUCACAAUUUUCUACGAGUCCUGGAAUGUCUGCAUACAGCCCAAACUUGUCUGGAUACAGCCCCAAUGUCUCAGGCUACAGUCCACAGAUAGUCGGAUACAAUCCAAAUCUGUCUGGAUAUAGUCCAAAUGUAUCCGGAUACAGUCCUAAUUUAUCUGGAUACAGCCCAAAUUUAUCAGGAUAUAGUCCCAACUUAUCCAGUUACAGUCCGAAUCCAUCUGGAUACAGUCCAAAUAUGUCAAGUUAUAGUCCAGGGACUGUGUUUACACCUAGUCCUAAUGUGUCUGGAUUUACUCAUCAUAUGUCAGGGUAUUCCCCUAAUUUGUCUGGAUUUAUGUCAGGAUCACCAGGGAUGACUGGAAUAGCAGACACCAGUGGGCUUAGAUCCAGACAUUCCCUGUCACAAACCAUGAAAAAUGCUGCAGCAUCUUCAUCAUUGGACAGAAUUACAGAUCUUCAUUCACUUAGCAAGUACCUCAAAGAACAUGAUGAAAAAGAGUUUAUCAAAGCAGCCAUCAGUUCGCCAGAGAAUUCUGGUGGCUCUUCCUUCUGGAAUUAUGGACGGUCGGCCAUGGACUAUACCCACGUACUUAAAAAGUAUGUCUAUCAGCUGGCCAGUCGCUCCUCCCACUCCUCAGCCACGCCCAAUGUCGACAACGACCAAUCAAACUCCUUCAGUGGGGAUGAUGUGUGGAGUAAAAGAGGAGUGACAGAAGAUGACCUCUUUCUGUGGACAGAGAGAUUGAGAAAGUGGAUAUGCCAGACCAUUGUAGCUCCCCUUAGAAAGGAAAUAGAGGAAGUAAAUGCUGGCCUGCGGAGAAUAGGAUCUGAGGACACAGAAAUAGGGGAAGUUGGAGUUUCCACUCUAAAGCAGCUGGCUUUGACUAAAGGUCCUUAUGUGCCAACAUUAAAUGCAGUUGUUCCAUAUCUGG